Molecule: messenger RNA, 1089 nt
Organism: Rhizophagus irregularis DAOM 181602=DAOM 197198
Lineage: Eukaryota; Fungi; Glomeromycota; Glomeromycetes; Glomerales; Glomeraceae
Biological process (GO): TOR signaling
Cellular component (GO): cytosol
Source: RefSeq, a predicted model, not a curated record
ACAUUAUAUAGUCUAAAAAAGUUAAUUACAAAAUUUAAAAAAAUGUCUAUUAUACCAAAACACGAGAAAUUUCAUGAAGGGUCACAACAAGGAAUCAAAAUUAAUGAAUGGACAAUUACAACUAACAAAUCAUCAAUUAGCAAUUCACGAGAGAUAGAAAAAGCGCAGAAAGAAGUAACUAUAUCAUUACCUGAAAUGUUUUUCGGAAAUAAUUUAUUAAGAAUAUCGAAUGAUUAUGGUGUUAUAUAUGAAUUUUCUCCAUUGAAUGCAUUAAAGAUGGUUGACGCUACAGCAGAAGGUGGUGAAAAAGUAAAAGUUGCUUAUUCAGAAGAAUGGAAAAAGAAGAGUGCAAAAAAUCAUGAACAUAUUAAAGAUGUGAUUAAACCAUAUGAUUGGACUUAUACUACUUCAUAUACUGGAACUCUAAAGGGGACAGUAGAUAAUCAGGUAUUUGAAAAUUCAACAGAUAGGAUUGAUAUGGAAAAACUUAAAAAAGUAGAAGAAAUAUUGUUUUAUGAUGAAAUAGAUUUAUUUGAAGAUGAAUUAGCCGAUAAUGGUACAGCAAUAAUAAACGUAAAAAUUCGUGUUAUGCCAUCAGGAUUUUAUAUACUUCAACGAUUCUUUCUUAGAGUUGAUGAAGUGUUAUUCAGAAUGAAUGAUACGAGAGUUUAUCAUGAAUUUGGAACUGAUUACUUACAGUUAGAAUAUUCUUCAAGAGAAGAACAUUAUAACAAAAUAAGAACAUGUAUACCUAAAUACAAGGGAGAUGAUAUAUCACAAUUAACUGACAUAAAUUGGAUAAAUUCAAAGUUACCGCCACCGAAGAAAGACGAACUAAUGGUAAAAAAAUUAUGUGUUGUGCCAAAGAGUGAAAUUUGAUACACGUGAUCAAAUAAAUUGUCUUUGAAUUGGUCAUUGCAGUAAUUAAACAUAAAUUUGUUAUAAUAACAGAUAAUUUGUAAUUAAAAUUGCAUAUAAUUAUAAACUAUUGACUAUUCCACAUCCAUAGUCUGUAAUAAUUUCAUUAUUCCAAUAUUAUUUUAUUUACAAGACAGAAAUUGAUUAAGUUAUUUAUAUAUUAAAAAAAUA